This is a messenger RNA of Uranotaenia lowii, 3995 nucleotides long. Its product is annotated as leucine-rich repeat-containing protein 58-like. Lineage: Eukaryota; Metazoa; Arthropoda; Insecta; Diptera; Culicidae. Gene Ontology annotation, molecular function: protein binding. The record is from RefSeq and is a predicted model, not a curated record. The coding region runs from base 2352 to 3419 and encodes 355 amino acids. The transcript is spliced from 6 exons.
GCAUUUUGUGCAGUUCAGUGACAUCGGUGCAGUGUUUAAUCUUGGUUUUUCUCAAAGCCCAAAAUUUUAAACGACGCACUAAGUCGUAGAAGUGAAUUCCUUAAUUUGUACCUGUUAUAAAGCAGUGACUUAUGUUGAAAAGCUACAUAACAGGAAAAACGUGUAAUAACAUUCCAGAAAAUCCUUUCGAAAGCAUUUAAAAAGUCCCUUCAAUUGCGUAGUUAAGUUUGUUAUGUAAAUUAGAAUAAGCCUUGGGUGAGGUUGAUGCUACUUUUUUCAAUAAAUGUACUCCACGUAUGAAGUUUGGCUAAUGCUGUGCAGGAAGUUGUUCAGUAGAUGCAACGAUUAUUGUUGUGUGGGCCUAUCGAAACAGCAUCGAGCCACUUACUUUCACUGUCCCGAUGGAAGUUCCGAUCCUUUGGCUCUGCUAGUAAUUCGGAAAAAUCAGAAAGCCGAUUUCGCUCGCCAGGAACAGAUGAGCAUUGUGCGAGAAAUAGCUGCAGCAAGAGAGAUAGCUCACCACUGUCGCCGGAACAACAAUGUGUAUAGCCAACUUCAAGAACUAACCAGCUGCGGCUUCAAAGUUGACCUUGAAAAGCUGUCUCUGGUCCAGAGAAUGUUUCUCGAGAACCGUUACAUAUUUGAAGCAAUUGCAAAACACAUACGAGUGAACGAAUUGUUUACGGAAGUUCAGAUUUGUGGGAACCUUGAUCAGUUGGCUAGCAGCAGUAAGAACCGAUAUGAGCCGGAAACUUUAAGGCAUCUGGUUGAAUAUCUACUAGCAACUGAGUACUACGGUAAACCUCGUAUAUACACAGAUGCUAGUAAGUCAGUGGAUGGACGAUGCGGUAUCGGUGUUUAUGAUGAAACGAAUGAUACCCGUAUAAUGAUGCAGCUGAAGCUGGACACUAGUAUUAUGACAGCCGAAACAUUGGCCAUCAAGGUGGCGAUGAAACACAUAGAUGAGCAGUGUAUCAAAAAUGCUGUCCUAUUGACCGAUAGUCAACCGGCAUGUUUGUUUCUGAAGAAGAGUAAAAAUACUCGGGUGCGCAAUUCCGUUGCCAAUGAGAUCCUACGGUUGGCUCAGCGUAAUCGAACCACAAUUCAAUGGGUUCCGGGACAUAUCGAGCUUCCGGGGAACGAUUAUGCGGAUCAGUUGUCGCGAGACGCUCUGGGGACCGAUUUUAUUCUUGAGAAUAACAUUUUCGUCAACGAUGCUAUUAGUUAUUUCGAGGAACGCAAAGCCAGCAUCAUCAACAAAUGGUACCAGGAGUAUGUGCGCCAGAAGGGGAAAUCUUUAAAGCAGCUGAUAAGUGGGGAAGAUGAAAACGAUCCUUAUUGGUUUAUGGACGAUAAUUAUGCACAGUGAAUAAUGUGAUAUUUAUUUCUAAACGUUGUCCGUGAUUUUAGAGCAACACAGGCGAUAUCUUCAACAGUAUUCCAGAUGAUUGUGAACAUUUUUGAAAGUCCCGUCGUGGUUUCGUUAGAAGUUGAACGUAAGUGACGAAAACGAUUUGGGGAUCAGUUGGAGCUUAACCGCCAUUCGAGGAGGUGGCAUCCGUUCCGUGCUGAUCAACGCUGCGUGUGAGUGAUGAUGAUGACACCUAUUGAUGGGAUUUGACGUUGUCAUCUUACCUCCAUCAGUUACAGUACCAGUUGGGCCACUGCCUACUACUUUGCUGUGGUUGGUGUCGCGUCGUGUAUCACAACGGUUGCGAAUUUGUGCCACCCAAAGAGUGAGUGGAUCACUUGUUGGGAACGUGCUCACUCGAAUGUACUGAAUCAAAUCUAUCUACAACAACUUACGUAUAGUAGCUGAAUCUGGUGCGCAGGUUCCAUUGUAUGUUGUGCAGUCUGGUGUGAAUCGCGAUAUGAUAGGACUGUGGUCUGCGUGAGGGACUUUGGGCUACCAACAAGAGAUACGCCACCACAAUACGACCGACGACGACGUAUCAAGCAAUAAGAAUGAAUAAUUGACAUGAUACUCUGCUGGUGGAUCAGACGUCUCUGUGAGCACCGUUUAUAUAUAAAAAGGUGAAACUAAUCAACGCUUUCCUUCACUCGUUAUCAGCUGGUGCCCGGUCGUGGAGUGUAAAUUUUUUUCGAGAAGCGCAAUUUCAGACAGAUGGGAAACUGAAGAACAAAAUCGUUGCGGCGAAUAGGUAUAGAAUUCGGCGCGUCGUAAUUCGUCAAGAGUGUCGAGUAGGCUGUGAUAUGAUCGAAAGCUAGUAGCCAGUGCACAAGUGCAAUCCGUAGUUAUCCGUAUCGUAGAAAACGUAGUUUGUGAAAAAACGUCCAAUAACCAAUCACACAUAAGAAAAAAACCAAAAAAAUAAAAAUCUUCCAACAAAAUGGAUGUAGUCUACACUUCAGACAGUUGCGACAGCGAUUCCCGGGAGCAGAAAAUCGUCGACUUCGGCCAUGCCAACAAGCGACACCUGGACGACGAUCUGCUGGAAAUGUGUAAAACGAAGAAACUCUCCGACGACGUCGAAACGGUGCUGCUGAACCACAACAAUCUCUCAACGGUGCCAACGUCGAUUGUCGAAUUCAUCAACUUACGGGUGCUGGAUCUGAGCAACAACAAUCUGUACAGCAUACCGGACGCGAUCACCCAGCAGUGCCAGCUGACGACGCUGAUCGUCAAAAAUAACCGGCUGGAUAAUGGGUCCCUGCCCAAGAGUCUCCGAUCGGCCCAGGGCAGUGGACUGCGAGAGCUGAAUCUGAGCGGCAAUCGGUUCACCCACUUCCCGGAGCAGAUCACCGAACUCAAGACGCUCAAGUAUUUGUAUCUGGGAGGCAAUCAGAUCACCAACGUGUCCAAGGAUAUCUGGAAAUUGGUCAACCUGCAGUUGCUCUCGCUCGGUGGAAACUUGAUCGCCGAAAUCCCGGACACCGUCGGCCUGCUGAAUAACCUCCACGCUCUCGUACUCUGUGAUAACCAGAUCGAAGUGCUGCCGAGUUCGAUUGCCCGUCUGAUCCACCUCAAGUCGCUGCUGCUGCACAAAAACCGUCUCAAGCACCUGCCCCGGGAGAUUAUCACCCUGAAGAACUUGACCGAGCUCAGUCUCCGUGACAAUCCGCUGGUGGUGCGCUUCGUCAAUGAUAUGACGCUGAACCCGCCGAGUCUGCUGGAGCUGGCUGGCCGGGCCAUCAAAACCAGUUCUGUGCCCUUUGGGCCCGGAGAGCUGCCGCGCACCCUGAUCGAGUAUCUCAAGACGGCCAACUGUUGCGUCAAUCCCGAUUGCAAAGGAGUCUUCUUCGACAAUCACGUGGAGCAUAUCAAGUUUGUGGACUUUUGCGGAAAGUAUCGCAUUCCACUGAUGCAAUAUCUGUGUUCCUCCAAAUGUAUUGAAACUUCUGCGGAUGUGCACGGUGAGCCGAGCAGCAGCAUGAUGCGAAAGGUUCUCCUCGGUUAGUAGCAGCAUUUCAUCGUCUUGGGGGUUUGAGGCCGACGAACCCGUAGCGUGCCACUCUCAGGUGCAGAAUUGUUACUACACAUUGUUAUCGAUUUCCUCCUUCUGAAACAAAUGAUUUUCCAUCAAGAAUCGUGUUGUAUCAUUUAACUAUCUACAAUCGUACAAAAAAGUAAGAUUGGUUUCUAGAUUUGUUUCUUUUAAAAAGGAAAACUUUCCUUUGAAUAAACUUCUACCCACUACAUAAUACAGGUUAUACUUGCAGACUAAUUAAUUGUUAGAGAAUUGAUCAGAAAGCGAAUUAUUGUGUGUUAAAACAAAGUUGGAAAGCAAAGCGUCCGUAUCUAUACCUAGGUAAAUAAUUGUUAUUCGUAUUGUCAAUGAGAAGAAGAAAAAAUAUAAACACACAUGUUAAAUAUUGUGAUCUGCUCCUAGAGCUCUUAUAGUCGAACCAGGAUAUAAAUUCUGUGCUGCUGGGAGUUGUGACAUAGUCAUUCGAGCAACAAAAAAAAAGGAAACCGAACAAAUUUGAGUUGAUUUUAACAUUAAACAAACAAAGAAACAUAUUCUGCAGAGUAA